Messenger RNA from Condylostylus longicornis, 645 nucleotides. RefSeq names its product protein C10. Lineage: Eukaryota; Metazoa; Arthropoda; Insecta; Diptera; Dolichopodidae. The record is from RefSeq and is a predicted model, not a curated record. The coding region runs from base 87 to 437 and encodes 116 amino acids. The transcript is spliced from 2 exons. Gene Ontology annotation, biological process: post-embryonic development.
AAUCAUAUUAUAUUCAUUAUCAUUACUUUCAUGAAAAAUUUUCUUUUCACUAAAUUCUUUAGUAUUAUUGUAAAUAUUUUUCAAAAAUGUCUUAUUUGUUAAAUUUCACAAAUGACACUGCCAAAACUAUUUUAAUUGACAUUAUUAAGACUGUAAAUCAACCAGAUAAUUCUAAAAAAUUGUCAGAAGCUAAAGCAUCGGCUGGGAAGGAAAUGAUUUUAAUGAUGCAAUAUGUAUUUCCAUUAGUAAUGCAAAUUCAAAUGGAAGUUAUUAAACAACAUGGGUUUCCAGGGAAUCGUGAGGGAUUGGUACAAUUUUCACAAUUAAUUCGAGAAAUAGAGCGAGAAAACUCAGAGAUUGCAAGAUUACGAAGUCAAAUCCGUGCCAUUUAUUUGCCACCAAUUGCAGUUAAUACCACUAAUGAUGUUUUGAUUUAAAUUUCAUUUACAUAAAUUUAUGCAUAAUUAGGUUAAGUGCAACAAACAUUUUUUUUAAUGUUUUCAUAACAAAUUUUAUGCUAAAAAACACUUAAAUAUUUAAAUUUGUAAGUUACAAAAAUGUAGUUUAAUCGAAUAAUUCUGUACUUUAUAAUUUGUUUUAAGAGUUUUUUUUUUUAGAAAAUAAGAAAUUUAAAAAAAUGUGAAA